Messenger RNA from Cuscuta campestris, 3326 nucleotides. Lineage: Eukaryota; Viridiplantae; Streptophyta; Magnoliopsida; Solanales; Convolvulaceae. The record is from the annotation of a GenBank genome assembly.
CCAACAUGUUUACUUCAAUUGUGGGGAAUGUAUUUGGCUUUAAAGCCCUGCGAGCUUUACGGCUAGAAGAUCUACGAAUACCUCCAGCUUAUACUAAAACCUUUCAAGGCCCACCUCAUGGCAUCCAAGAGAGAUAAAUUGAAUAAAUAUGGCCGUCCUCUGUUGGGAUGUACUAUUAAACCAAAAUUGGGUUUAUCCGCUAAAAAUUAUGGUAGAGCCGUUUAUGAAUGUCUUCGUGGUGGACUUGAUUUUACCAAGGAUGAUGAGAAUGUAAACUCACAGCCCUUUAUGCAUUGGAGAGACCGUUUCCUAUUUUGUGCUGAAGCAAUUUAUAAAUCCCAAGCUGAAACCGGUGAAAUAAAAGGACAUUAUUUAAAUGCUACUGCAGGGACAUGUGAAGAAAUGCUAAGACGAGCUUGUUUUGCUAAAGAAUUGGGAGUUCCAAUUAUAAUGCAUGACUAUUUAACAGGCGGAUUCACUGCAAAUACUUCUUUGGCUCACUUUUGUCGAGAAAACGGGCUACUUCUUCAUAUUCACCGUGCAAUGCAUGCAGUUAUUGAUAGACAAAAGAAUCAUGGGAUACAUUUCCGUGUACUAGCGAAGGCAUUACGGUUAUCUGGUGGCGAUCAUAUUCAUGCAGGUACUGUAGUAGGAAAACUGGAAGGAGAACGGGAGAUUACUUUGGGCUUUGUUGACUUAUUACGAGAUAAUUUUGUUGAAAAAGACCGAAGUCGUGGGAUCUAUUUUACUCAAGAUUGGGUUUCGUUACCCGGUGUUCUCCCCGUGGCUUCAGGGGGUAUUCAUGUUUGGCAUAUGCCUGCUCUAACCGAUAUUUUUGGCGAUGAUUCUGUACUACAAUUUGGUGGAGGGACUUUAGGUCACCCGUGGGGAAAUGCACCAGGUGCCGUAGCUAAUAGAGUUGCUCUCGAAGCAUGUGUACAAGCUCGUAACGAAGGCCUUAAUCUUGCACAGGACGGCAAUUCAAUUAUUCAACAGGCUAGCAAAUGGAGCCCGGAACUAGCGGCUACUUGUGAAGUGUUGAAAUCCAACAUGCAAAUUUGUGAGGAAUGCGGAUCUUAUUUUAAAAUGACUAGUUCAGAUAGAAUAGACCUUUUAAUUGAUGAAGGGACGUGGAAUCCUCUAGAUCAAGACAUGGUUUCUCUCGAUUCCAGUGAAUUUGAUUCUGAAGCGGAAUUGGAAUGCUACGAGGACAAUAUUAAGGAAUGGAAUAAGGAAAUGUGUCAGGCUUUCAUGCGCAAAUUAUCCAAGAACUUGAAGGAAGGCCAGGCACUGGAAAGAACUACCAACUUAAUUGAGGAACCUUGGCUCCCAGAAUACAUUCAACCCGAAGAGAAAGUGGAGGAAUGGACGAAACCAGACUUGGAUGAGGGUGAGGAAUCACAGGAUGAAGAGAGAUGGAUAUGGGAACUGGAUAAGGGCGAAGAAUCGCAAGAAAUUGAAGAUUCGGAGGCAAACGAAGAAGAUGAUGAGGAUGCCCCUUAUGUAGAGCGUCUGGCUUUUUAUAAAAAAGAAACAGGCUUACUUGAUGCUGUUCAAACAGGCGUAGGCCAACUAAAUGGUUGUCCCGUCGCACUUGGGGUUAUGGAUUUUCGGUUUCUGGCAGGAAGGGCUGUAGCACAAAAUGAACUUAUACGUGAUUGCCCUAUAGAUCCUAUAUCUCUCUAUCGGAAGAAGAAAUCCUGUAACGAGGGGGAUUCUUAUUUGUACAAGUGGUACUUCGAACUUGGAAAGAGCAUGAAAAAAUUGACGAUCCUUCUUUAUAUUUUGAGUUGUUCGGCCGGAUCGGUUGCUCAAGAUCUUUGGUCUUUACCCGGAAAAAAUGGGAUUACUUCCUCUGGACUUGUUGAGAAUGACUCUGAUCUAGUUCAUGGCCUAUUAGAAGUGGAAAGCGCUCUGGUGGGAUCUUCUUCUAUCCUUGAUCAGCAAUUUCUGUAUGAAUCGGAGUUUGAAGAAAGCCCACAACAGAUCGAGGAGGAUUUAUUGAAUCACAUAGUUUGGGCUCCUAGACUCUGGCGCCCUUGGGGCUUUCUGAGAGUUUCCUAUGAAGAGAAUGAUUCGGAGAGGGGAACCAUGCAAUACAAGACACGAGCCAAGGAAUUCAUUUGGGAUCCUACAGAUCCACUCUUUUUUCUAUUCAAAGAUCAGACCCCAGGCUCUAUUUUUUCACGUCGAGAAUUAUUUGCAGAGGAAGAGAUGGCAAAGGCACUUCUUACGUCCCAAAUUGAGCAUAUGUUUUUAUCUAAAAACACACGCUUUUUUAGCAACAAGACGCAAGAAAAGCAUUUCGAAUUUUUGAUUCAUCGUCAGAAAUGGCUUAGAACCAAUAGUUCCUUAUCCAAUGGAUCUUUCCUUUCUAAUACUCUAUCCGAGAGUUAUCAGUAUUUAUCAAAUAUGUUCCUAUCUAACGGAACACUAUUGGAUCAAAUGACAAAGACUUUGUUGAAAAAAAGAUGGCUUUUCCCGGAUGAAAUCAAAAUUGGAUUCAUAGGACCAUUAGAGAGGACCGCGGGGAGGAUCACCGGAGAGGACCGCAGAGAGGACCGCCGAAGAAGGCCACGGAGAGGACCACCGGAGAGGACCGCGGAGAGGACCGCCGAAGAGGGCUGCCGGAGAGGACCACGCAGAGGGGCCCGCCACUUCCAUCCGUGGUUCGGCAGAGGAAGUUGGAGCUCGCUGGAUCUAGUCGAAGAUGAAGGCCCGCUUGUUAUCGAUGAGGCUCGCCGGAGCAGGGGGAGCUUGAUGGACGAACUAGAGCAAUUGCGGCCGCUGCCAUCCGCGACUUGCCGGAAGAGUGGGAGCUCGUUGGAGGGCCGCCGCUGCUGUCUGUGGCUCGCCGGAGGGAGUGGGAGCUUGCUUCUUCCGGGCCAAGGUUCGCCUGAGUGGACAAUUGCUAGUAGUAUGGCUCGUUGGACCUGGUUGUGGACCGACGGAAAGAGUGGCUCACUGGAGAGGACCGAGAGUGGCUCGCUAGAGUGUUGGAUCGGCUCGCCUCAAGGAAGAGAGGCUCACAAGAAGCUUGUCUAUGCCAUCUGUGGCUCGCCUGAGGAAGGAGGAGUUCCUCGGAGACCCGCAGCUGCCGUCCGUGGCUCGCCAGAAUAAGUGGGGAGCUCGUCGGAGGGCCGCCGCCGCUGUCCGUGGCUCACCGGAAGAAGUGGGAGCUCGUCGGAGGGCUGCCGCUGCUGUCUGUGGCUCGCCGGAGGAAGUGGUAGCUCGUCGGAGGGCUGCCUCCGCUGUCCGUGGCUCGUCGGAAGGUGUGGGAGCUCGUCGGAUGGCUGCCGCCGCUGUCCGUGGCUUGCUGGAAGAAG